Molecule: messenger RNA, 831 nt
Organism: Sorghum bicolor (sorghum)
Lineage: Eukaryota; Viridiplantae; Streptophyta; Magnoliopsida; Poales; Poaceae
Product: 30S ribosomal protein S10, chloroplastic
Exons: 3
Coding region: 85-645 (186 amino acids)
Biological process (GO): translation
Cellular component (GO): ribosome; mitochondrion; small ribosomal subunit
Molecular function (GO): structural constituent of ribosome; RNA binding
Source: RefSeq, a predicted model, not a curated record
AGCGAAGCAGAGGUCUUCCAAAACCCAACGCUGCAAACGGCUACUGCUCCUUCCUCAUCCUCUUCCCCUCCCCCUCCCCUCGCCAUGGCCGUCCCCACCUCCACCUCCACCUCCCCCACGCUUCCCCUUCUCUUCCUCCAUCGCGGCACCGCAAACCCUAGCCCCGCGGCUCUCUCCUUCCCGUCCUCCCUCCGCGGCGUGUCCCUCCGCUCCCGGGCCGCCGCCGCACCGCCCGCAGAGACCCUCUCUGACGACGGCAUCCCCGACGCGCCACCGGAAGGGGAGGGAACAGGAAUUCCGUUGCCAUCGUCGAUUGGGGAUGAUGGGGAGCAGCUCGCACCCAAACAGAAGAUCAGAAUCAAGCUGCGGUCCUACUGGGUGCCGUUGAUAGAGGACUCCUGCAAGAAGAUAAUUGAAGCUGCCAAAACAACCAACGCAAAGACCAUGGGUCCUGUUCCUCUGCCCACUAAGCGGAGAGUCUAUUGUGUGCUUAACUCUCCUCACGUGCACAAGGACUCACGGUUCCAUUUCGAGAUCCGGACGCAUCAGCGGCUGAUUGACAUCAUGUAUCCAACUGCCCAAACAAUUGAUUCAUUGAUGCAACUCCAGCUCCCUGCCGGUGUGGAUGUUGAGGUUAAGCUAUGAUUCUGUUGGAGCUGAACUUUUCAAAGUUUGAUGUAAUAUGGCACUUAUUUUCCGCAGCUUUUCUCCUUGAUCCUUUUGUUGUCUGGGACUGAAAAAAACGUAGAGCCUGUACUAGGAAAGAAGAUAUUCAGAUUUGAAUUGUCUUGCAUUUGAAGUAUCAAUGAUAUGGUCCACAUUAGUUGUAUA